UCGACUCACUUUCAGUUGUGCUCACAGUGGUCAGAACUGAUCUGAAGCUAGUUGUUCGGUGAAGUAGGCGACUUGAUUUCUGCUAUGACUAACUUUGAUCACAAGCAAUAAAUAGCCUACAACUCGUGGUCGCUGACAGUCUAUGGAAAAUGUACGUAUACAAUGCGGUAUGAGUGAAGCGAAGUAGACUACUAGACUACAAGAACAAGCAUUCAUGGCUGCCGAUGAGUCAACAGUGAUUGUAACUUUUACUGAAGUCCAAGGUCGCUUCUAGGCUACAAAUGGGUUCCAUGUUUGAUCUGAGCGCUGCUGUAAGACUCUAUUUGCUGUCUUGUUUCGUUGUAUCUGUGGACUUCACUUUAGGCUUGGGACAAAGCCAAGAUACUGAAUUCAUGUUUCAACUCCCUGCGGGUAGAACAGAAUGUUUCUACCAAACAGCUACGAAGAACGGAAGCCUGGAAGUAGAAUACCAGGUGAUUGCAGGUGCAGGCCUGGAUGUGGGCUUCACCUUGAUCUCCCCCAGCGGAUACAAGCUGGCCUCUGAGUUCAGGACAUCUGACGGCAUCCACACGGUGGAGCCUACAGAGGACGGAGACUACCGGCUGUGUUUUGACAACAGCUUCAGUAAGCUUUCUGAGAAGAUGGUGUUCUUCGAGGUGAUCGUGGAGGGCCAGCCUGGGGACGCCUGGGGCGACGAAGAGUGGGCUGACAUGGCCGAGCCAGAGAGCAUGGUGGAGUACAAACUGGAAGACAUCAGGGAGACCAUGGACUCAGUGCACAGGCACCUGGAGCGGAGCCGGCAGCUUCAGACCAUGCUGAGGGCCUUCGAGGCCCGGGACCGCUACCUACUGGAGGACAACCUGUGGAGGGUCUCCUUCUGGUCCUCCAUGAGCCUCCUGGUCAUCCUGACCGUGGCCGUCACACAGGUCUACACCCUCCGACGCCUCUUCGACGACAAGACGGUCUGCAAACCCUAGUGUCCAGUGGUAUCUUCCACGACCCCCACACCCUUCCCAGUGGUAUCUUCCACGACUCCCACACCCUUCCCAGUGGUAUCUUCCACGACCCCCACACCCUUCCCAGUGGUAUCUUCCACGACCCCCACACCCUUCCCAGUGGUAUCUUCCACGACUCCCACACCCUUCCCAGUGGUAUCUUCCACGACCCCCACACCCUUCCCAGUGGUAUCUUCCACGACCCCCACACCCUUCCCAGUGGUAUCUUCCACGACCCCCACACCCUUCCCAGUGGUAUCUUCCACGACUCCCACACCCUUCCCAGUGGUAUCUUCCAGCAGACUCACACCCUUCCCAGUGGUAUCUUCCACCACCCCCACAUCGUGCCCAGUGGUAUCUUCCAGCAGACUCACACCCUUCCCAGUGGUAUCUUCCACCACCCCAAACCCUUCCCAGUGGUAUCUUCCAGCAGACCCACACACAGCCCAAUGGUAUCUUCCACCACCCCAAACCCUUCCCAGUGGUAUCUUCCAGCAGACCCACACACAGCCCAAUGGUAUCUUCCACCACCCCAAACCCUUCCCAGUGGUAUCUUCCAGCAGACCCACACACAGCCCAAUGGUAUCUUCCACCACCACCAAACUCUUCCCAGUGGUAUAUUCCAUCACCCCCACACCAUUUCCAGUGGUAUCUUCCACCACCCCAAACCCUUCCCAGUGGUAUCUUCCAGCAGACCCACACCCUUCCCAGUGGUAUCUUCCACAAAGAUGCCAUAGAAGGGUGUUGGGACUAACAGGAACCUACUGUAAAGUAAUGGGUCUCAGAGAUUGAAGAGAGACUAUUGACAACAGUGAUGCGUGGUAAAUGAGGGACUGUUAGUAAGGAUUUAGUGAUGUUUGUGUGUGAUGAGCUUGAUUCAGCUUUUGAGUGGCAGAAAAGUGCAUGUUUGUAUGUGAGUCAUAAACACUGUAUGUUUUGACAAUUUAGUGUCAAUCUAUCAAACAAGAAACCAAUGCAACAACA
Molecule: messenger RNA, 1979 nt
Organism: Salvelinus namaycush (lake trout)
Lineage: Eukaryota; Metazoa; Chordata; Actinopteri; Salmoniformes; Salmonidae
Product: transmembrane emp24 domain-containing protein 1-like
Exons: 4
Coding region: 282-977 (231 amino acids)
Biological process (GO): intracellular protein transport; Golgi organization; endoplasmic reticulum to Golgi vesicle-mediated transport
Cellular component (GO): Golgi apparatus; endoplasmic reticulum-Golgi intermediate compartment; endoplasmic reticulum
Source: RefSeq, a predicted model, not a curated record